Messenger RNA from Nanorana parkeri, 1177 nucleotides. RefSeq names its product WD repeat domain 74 (gene WDR74). Gene Ontology annotation, molecular function: protein binding. Gene Ontology annotation, biological process: ribosomal large subunit biogenesis. The transcript has 11 exons. The record is from RefSeq and is a predicted model, not a curated record. The coding region runs from base 41 to 1177 and encodes 378 amino acids. Lineage: Eukaryota; Metazoa; Chordata; Amphibia; Anura; Dicroglossidae. Gene Ontology annotation, cellular component: preribosome, large subunit precursor; nucleolus.
GAUUGGAAAGUGAUUGCUAACCUACAUUUUAUGGGUAAACAUGGCGGCGCCUGCUUGUAACCACGUGUGGGUUGGUACUGAGACCGGUAUCCUUAAAGGCAUAAAUCUGGUGAAGAAAGAAGCCAUAAAUUACAUGGAAGUUUCCUCUCUGGACAGAGGACAGGAAGUGAAUGUCAUGUGCUUUGGAGAUUCACAUGAAUCUGAGGUAUUAGUGGGCAGCCGCGAUGGAGUAGUCAAAGUCUUCAACUCUGAAAAAUCAAAAUUUACAGAAUUCCACGAAUGUAGAGGAGGUGAAGGAGCGUUCAAAGGACUUGGUGUCCUGGACAAUGCCAUCAUUACUUGUGUAGAAUCUGGACUUAUGAAAGUGUGGAGAGAAGGUGCAUCUGAAAAUCUUGAGGUACAGGUUGGUCCUGGAGUUGCGAAGAUGCGGCAGUGUGAUGUGCAGCGUAACAAAGUUGGAACUGGAGGAAAAGAGAAUGACUUAAAAGUCUGGGAUUUGGAAAGAGCAGAGGAGCCCAUCUUCAGAGCCAAAAAUCUGAGGAAUGAUUGGCUAGAUCUCCGUGUACCUGUGUGGAUUCGUGACCUGGAUUUCAUCCCAGAGACAGACAAAAUAGUCACCUGUACAAGCUAUCAUCAAGUUAGAGUUUAUGACCCCAAUACUCCACAAAGACGACCAGUUCUGGAAGCUUUAUUUGGUGAGGAUCCACUGACCGCACUGAGCAUUACUCCAGAUGGCAGGUCCGUAGUGGUUGGAAAUUCUCAUGGUAACAUGGGGGUAAUUGACUUGAGGAAAGGUAAGCUCUUAUGUGCCCUGAAGGGCAGUGCUGGUUCUGUGCGCUCCAUCCAGUGUCACAAGUCUAUGCCUGUUGUUGCUUCCUGUGGCCUAGAUAGGUUUAUGCGGCUCCAUAGCCUCAAUGACAAGAAACUUCUACACAAGGUGUACCUAAAGUCACGGUUAAAUUGCCUCCUGUUGACAUCACAUGAUAAGUGGGAGGAAGAAGAGUUGACUCCACUCCCUACACAAGAUGUGAAGGAUGAAGAAGAUGAUGAAGUCUGGGGUAACUUGGAGACUGUGAUGGAGAAAAACUCUUCUGAGAAGCAAGGAGGAAAAAGGGAGAGUGCUUUAGAGAAUACAAGUGCAAAUACUCCUAAAAAGAAGAAAAGGAAGGGAGUAUAA